This is a messenger RNA of Leptonychotes weddellii (Weddell seal), 4744 nucleotides long. It is a transcript of the gene LCLAT1, whose product is annotated as lysocardiolipin acyltransferase 1. Lineage: Eukaryota; Metazoa; Chordata; Mammalia; Carnivora; Phocidae. Gene Ontology annotation, cellular component: endoplasmic reticulum; endomembrane system. Gene Ontology annotation, molecular function: acyltransferase activity. Gene Ontology annotation, biological process: phosphatidylinositol acyl-chain remodeling. The record is from RefSeq and is a predicted model, not a curated record.
CCUGCCGGGACGCAUUACUAGGGCGACGGGCCGGACGCCUCCCGCUUCGGGAUGAAUUAGCGGCGGGUUUUGCUCGGAGAUUGUGCCCCCCACGGAUUCUCCAGUUCGUCCACGCGACCCCCACGGCGACGCGCGACGUCCUCUGCUGGUCACAGAAUCAUGGUGUCAUGGAAAGGGAUUUACUUUAUACUCACUCUGUUUUGCGGAAGCUUUUUCGGAAGCAUUUUUAUGCUCGGCCCCUUUUUACCUUUGAUGUUUGUAAGCCCAUCUUGGUAUCGCUGGAUCAACAACCGCCUUGUGGCAACCUGGCUCACACUGCCUGUGGCAUUGCUGGAGACCAUGUUUGGUAUAAAAGUGAUUAUAACAGGUGAUGCGUUUGUUCCUGGGGAGAGAAGUGUCAUUAUCAUGAAUCAUCGGACAAGAAUGGACUGGCUGUUCCUGUGGAACUGUCUGAUGAGAUAUAGCUACCUCAGAUUGGAGAAAAUUUGCCUCAAAGCUAGUCUCAAAAGUGUUCCUGGAUUUGGUUGGGCCAUGCAGGCUGCUGCCUAUAUCUUCAUUCAUAGGAAAUGGAAGGAUGACCAGAGCCAUUUUGAAGACAUAAUUGAUUAUUUUUGUGAUAUCCGUGAACCACUUCAACUCCUCAUAUUCCCAGAAGGAACCGAUCUCACAGAAAACAGCAAGGCUCGAAGUAAUGAUUUUGCUGAAAAGAAUGGACUUCAGAAAUAUGAGUAUGUCUUACACCCAAGAACUACAGGCUUUACUUUUGUGGUAGAACGUCUAAGAGAAGGUAAGAACCUCGACGCCGUCCACGACAUCACGGUGGCAUACCCGCACAAUAUUCCUCAGACAGAGAGGCAUCUCCUCCUCGGGGACUUCCCCAAGGAGAUCCACUUCCACGUGCACAGGUACCCAGUAGACGCCCUCCCUGAGUCCAGGGAGGACCUCCAGCUCUGGUGCCACAGGCGCUGGGAGGAAAAGGAAGAGAGGCUGCGCUCCUUCUAUCAAGGGGAGAAGAAUUUUCAGUUUACGGGAGAGACCGUAAUUCCACCUUGCAAGUCUGAGCUCAGGGUCCUUGUGCUCAAAUUGCUCUCCAUACUUUACUGGACCCUGUUCAGCCCUGCAAUGUGCCUACUCCUGUAUCUGUACAGUCCUGUUCGGUGGUAUUUUAUAAUCACCACGGUUAUCUUUGUGCUGUUAGAGAGAAUAUUUGGUGGACUGGAGAUCGUUGAGCUUGCAUGUUACCGGUUUUUGCACAAACAGCCACAUUUAAAUGUAAGGAAAAAUGAGUGAGAUCAUAAGGUUCACAGUGUAACAACCAAGGGGAUGUUUUGGAAAUGUGUCGAGCCUUUGUAAACAGAGAUGCAUUUUUGCAUGACUAUGUCAAAUAUUUCUACUACCAUCAUUAUUUGUUAAAGAUAUUUUGCACUUAGUUUUGUGGGAAAAUAUUGCUACAUACAUGAUUUUUUUUUUAAUCUCUGAAUGUAAUUUCAAUACGCAUAGCAGGGAGCGAUCGCUAUAAAAUAACUCGGGCCAGAGUAUUCCUAAGCAACCACCAGGCUAUUAACAGACAAGGGACACAAGAUUUUCCUAGAGGCCCAAUACUAUUUCCUAACAAACUCCCCAGACAAGAGGCAGAUCCGGGGCUUGGGAGCGUGGGCUCAGAUCAAGUGCUGGCACUUGACUGUGGAGGUGAGAGCCCUUCCUCCCAGUUCCCUCCCCAGGCUCAUUUCUCUGCCAAUCAAACCACUGCAUCCUUCCUUAAGGCCAGAAAACGGAAAUCCCUUGUCCUUCAACCAACCACCCAUUUUGAUAGGAGGCCCUUCAUUAUUCAUAAAACCUUGGCAUUCAGCCUUGCACUAACUGAGACAUCAAAAGACCACCUGUGCCCUUUCUUCCCAUGGAUAGUCAGACCUGGACAUUUCUCAGGGAGCAACCACAGGCUCUCCACUUGGAAACCUUAGUUUGGAUUUGUACAGAUAGGAAUGCAGACAGUUUAGUUCACUUCUACUUACUCUUGCAUGCUCCCAGCUGGUUUCCUUACCGCUCGUUGGCAGGGGUAGCUUUUACCGCGUGACAUCAUGUCACUUACCUUUCUAAAGGAAUGCAUGGAAGGUCCUGUUACUGCAGUCAGAAAUUCUUGAAGUGGUGUCCUUUGAAAUAGUUCUUUAAAACCUGCCCCAAAAGGAAGGUUAUUGUAUUUUCUGUAGGUGCACGGGUAUCUAAGAUCUGUGUUAAAGCAACAACGACAGCGCUUGCAUCCCGGGUAGUCAUGGCCUAGCCUCAAUUACUCGGCCCUCGCAGCCUCGACAGAUUUGAUAACAGGAAAAUGAACCCCUUUUUAAUGAUGAGGGCUCUCGCUCUCUCUUUUUAGUCCCAGCCUUCCUGUUUCAGUACUAAAAUUUAAAUCCACUUUUGACCACUUGUUUGCCGAAAUAUUUCUGGCAUUUGGAGUCCAUGGAAAAUCCAGCAAACUAACAGCACCAGUCUCCUUCUGAAGCGGAAGAAAUGCGUGGUCAUGGUUUCCACCCCGCCGGAGGAGCUGUGCACUAAUGUUUUUGUCCUAUGAUGGGGACGCUGGUCAGAGCGGCAGGAAACGCGAGGCAGUUAAAAGCCUUGAGCUGUCCGCAAACCUGUCUGCUUUACUCCUGCCUUCAACCAGCCUCAAAGGCUAUUGCUAUAUGUACCCUUUUGGCAUGGAUGCCUUCUCCUUAAUUACAGCCCAUUUUUGCUCAACGGUGACUUUUACCCAACAGUUGAAACGUGCAUUGCCAGGAGAGGUAAGCACACGGUGAGCCGAACUUACAGAGAAGGUCCAGGUUGCGCGCAGAACACCGUUGACACAUCAUGAACGAGAGUGCGCCGACAGGCCCCAGCCUGUAUUUAACCGCUCCCCCAGGCCGUUUCCACGCCUGCCAGGAGCUACUCAGUAGUUAUUACGCACAUCUGCUCCAGACCCAGUGGGCUAAUCCCAUGGUUUUUAAGGUGUUUUUCUUUUUUAACCUUUUUUUUUCCCCCCUGAAUAAAAGAGGUUUCUAAUUGAGGUCUCUCUCAGACCGCCUUUUGGUUAUAUUUGGAAACACACAGUUUUACAAUCAGCCCUGCAUUUGUCCUGGGCAAUAGAGAAAAGCCGCGUCUUCUACUCCACACGUGUUGAUACUGUAGCCCCCCAGCCGCUUCUCGGCUCCUUGUUCGAGACGUAACCUCCAUAGGAUGGCAUGAAACCUGUACAAGAGGAAAGCUCUUUUCUUUCCUUUUUAAAAAAAUGUUUUCUUUGGAUCAUAAAAGACAUGUUUAAGAUAAAAUGCAAACGUUGUUUUACUACCCAAAAUUCAUAUGUACCCAAACUGGGGAAUACAGACAUCGUACCUGCUUUCAGAAUCAAAAGUGAUAACUUCAAAGAGAAAAAAGUUGCUUUUUGUUUUUUUUCUGGUUUUGUUUUUUGGGGUCUUGUGUUUUUGCAGUAAGGCUUCUUUUAAAGUCAUAAUUCUUUAUGUUCCUACAUAUUUGCCUUUUUCUUUUAAAAAUUUUUAAAGAAAUAUUCAGUGAAUGAUUUGGAACUUAGAGCUUUGUAAAAUUGGUAAAAAAAAAUGUUAAGUAGAAAUUAACUUUAAUGUUGUGAUCCACCUCAGGAAUGAGCCCUCCACCCCCUCCCACCUCAUCGCUCUGCACUCAGAGCAGCUGCGUGUGCGGCUGAGUCUAGCCCACGCUUCCCACUGGACGCUCUUUCGGUCCUUUGAAGAUCAGCUCAGUGGGCUGCAAAAUGUUUACAGUACCGUCUCUCCAACUGUUCAGUCUUUACCGUUCAGAAACAUUGUAAACAAAGCAAAUGUGGUUUGUAUGGGAUGUGAACCAUUAUACUUAAAAUAGGAAACUACGGGGAAGGGCGCUGACGAAGUCACAGGUUCUUCCACCAGAAAGCUCUGAUGAGAGGCCCAAAUCAGACGAACGUGGUAAAAGACCAGAGGAAAAUGUUAAGCAGAGGCCAUAAUUUCAAACUCCUAUUAAAACCCUUCCUUGUUUGUAACACUACUAACACACAGAUUAGGGAGAAAUACCAGCUUCCACUCACAUCACUUUGACAUUAGUCACUUCCCAGCACCAUGUCAGGAGCUGUACGUUGGAGGCCAAGACUGAAUUCUGCAGAAAGGGUGACAUGCCCAUUGCACCUGGCCUGCAGGCUCUGGGCCCAACCGCGAUGCCCCUGUGCACUUUUAUAAUAGAGACUCUAAUGGAGGGAGCCUGUUGGUAUUAAAUUGUUUACAUUUCUUUGUAUAAAUAAUGUGCUUUCAGUGCCUUAGUUAUGGGUCCCUUUCUUUUUCUUGUUCCAAGAAUUUUACAAUGUGUUUCUUAGGUAAAAGUCUUUUUGCUAUUCACUGGGAGGAAAAUGGUUUGUAAACACUGGUCACUGUGGUAAACACUACUUUGUGGGGACAUCUGGAGAGGAGAGCUUGAUGCUGAGGUAGCCUUUGCCUUAGAGCUAUUAUUUAUGCUGUAGGAAACAAACACGGUCUUGUCACACGAUGAGCUUCAGAUUGGAGAUGGCCCAAAAGUUGUCUUGUACCAACCUUAAGCUUUUAUUUCAGAAGAGAAUCUCGGUUUUGGUAAUUUAUUUUUUAAAAGAUUAUGUACAAAACAAAUUUUAAAAAUAACUCACAGAAUGGCCUUAGUUUUCAAUGUCCACUGGUAUGUUUACGAGUUGUGUUAUCUGUAGUUUACAUCCCAGAAUAAAGUGGAAUGAAUCAGA